Messenger RNA from Protopolystoma xenopodis, 210 nucleotides. Lineage: Eukaryota; Metazoa; Platyhelminthes; Monogenea; Polystomatidea; Polystomatidae. The record is from the annotation of a GenBank genome assembly.
AUGGCAUUGGUACAAGUCCUGCUCGCCACCGCGUUUCGAGUCGGACUGGCUACCAGAAUCCGCCAAAGCUGCAUGUACAUACGCUUCCUCGAGCGUUUCACUCCAUCAAUUAGACACUUGGCCGUUUGGGAGGUGGUUGAACUUUGUUCGGCACAACGCACUUUCACAUCUCUUUUCACUCUUUCACUCGAUGUGAAGUUGUCUGGUUGA